Sorex fumeus (smoky shrew) is the source of this 2732-nucleotide messenger RNA. It is a transcript of the gene TRIM55, whose product is annotated as tripartite motif containing 55. The coding region runs from base 130 to 1848 and encodes 572 amino acids. Gene Ontology annotation, molecular function: zinc ion binding. The transcript has 10 exons. NCBI's taxonomy places the organism in Eukaryota, Metazoa, Chordata, Mammalia, Eulipotyphla, Soricidae. The record is from RefSeq and is a predicted model, not a curated record.
CAAUGUCUUCCACCGAAGGAAACAGAAAGGACACUUGAUCACACAAUCCUCGAAAUUAUUUCCAGGAAACACUUGCAGAAACCCUUUGGGAACCCUUUGCCUGGCAGCACCAACGGGGACGGCCAGGAGAUGAGCGCAUCUUUGAAUUACAAGUCGUUUUCCAAAGAGCAGCAGACUAUGGAUAACUUGGAGAAGCAACUCAUCUGUCCCAUCUGCUUGGAGAUGUUCACGAAACCUGUGGUUAUUCUUCCUUGCCAGCAUAAUUUGUGUAGGAAAUGUGCCAGUGACAUUUUCCAGGCCUCUAAUCCAUAUUUGCCCACAAGAGGAGGUACAACUGUGGCAUCAGGGGGCCGAUUCCGCUGCCCAUCUUGUAGACACGAAGUGGUUUUGGAUCGACAUGGGAUAUAUGGACUUCAGAGAAAUCUGCUGGUGGAAAAUAUCAUUGACAUCUAUAAGCAGGAAUCUACCAGACCAGAAAAGAAAUCAGACCAGCCCAUGUGCGAGGAGCACGAAGACGAGCGCAUUAACAUCUACUGUUUGAACUGCGAAGUACCCACCUGCUCUCUGUGCAAGGUCUUUGGGGCACACAAGGAUUGCCAGGUGGCGCCCCUCACCCACGUGUUCCAGAGGCAGAAGUCUGAGCUCAGCGAUGGCAUUGCAAUCCUUGUGGGGAGUAACGAUCGAGUACAGGGAGUGAUCAGCCAACUGGAGGACACCUGCAAAACCAUUGAGGAAUAUUGCAGAAAACAGAAGCAGGAUCUCUGUGAAAAGUUUGAUUACCUGUAUGGCAUCCUGGAGGAGAGAAAGAAUGAAAUGGCCCAAGUCAUUACUCGAACCCAAGAGGAAAAACUGGACCAUGUUCGUUCCCUGAUCAAAAAGUAUUCUGAUCAUUUGGAGAAUGUGUCAAAAUUGGUUGAGUCUGGAAUCCAGUUCAUGGAUGAACCAGAAAUGGCAGUGUUUUUACAGAAUGCUAAAACUCUGUUACAAAAAAUUUCUGAAGCAUCGAAGGCAUUUCAGAUGGAGAAAAUAGAACAUGGUUAUGAGAACAUGAACCACUUCACAGUCAACCUCAAUAGAGAAGAAAAAAUAAUACGUGAAAUUGAUUUUUACAGAGAAGAGGAAGAAGAAGAAGAAGAAGGAGAAGAAGAUGAAGGAGAAGGAGAAGAAGGAGGAGGAGGAGGAGACGGAGAGGAAGGAGGAGAAGGAGGAGGAGAAGGAGAUGGAGAUGGAGAACAACAAGAAACAGAAGAAGUAGCAGAAAGAGAAGAGAUACAAAAUGUCAUAACAGAGUCCUGGGGAGAAGAGGAAAGUCCAGAGGAAGUUUUGGAGACCCCUUCGAUGGCCUUAGAGCUCCAGGAUGGUCCAGGGAAUGUUCCAGUUUCCUCCCCAGAGGCACUUCUUGUCCUGCCACCUGCUGCAGAUGCCCUGGUGACACAGGGGGAGGUUGUGCCCACUGGCUCUCAGCAGACCACAGAGUCUGAAACUCCAGUUCCGGCAGCAACGGACCCUGCGGAUCCCUUGUUUUACCCUAGUUGGUAUAAAGGCCAAACUCGGAAAGCCACCACCAUCCCACCCUCCACCCCUGGGAGCGAAGGUCUGGGGCACAUAGGGCCUCCAGGUUCUGAGGAUGCGAAUGUGCAGAAGGCAGAAGUGGCAGAAGCUGCAGCCAAUGAGAGGGCAGCAGUGAGUGGUAAGGAAACUAGUUCACCUGCAGCUACUUCUCAGAUUGGAUUUGAAGACCCUCCCCUCCAGGGACAGGCCACAGCAACAGGGAGUGGAAAUGGAGCUGAUUCUGAGCUGGCUCGGCAUGUCUUUUCCUUUUCCUGGUUGAAUUCCCUGAAUGAGUGAUGGUCAUUUCCACUCAGUUUGUCUUACUAAAAUAAUAUAGGCAUCAGGGAACCUAAAUGAAAAUAACCUGAUGCAGAUUGAUGGGAAGGACCUCUGAACAGGAUUUCUGCAAAUAAGUGAAAUAUAAACCUUCAGUUCCUAGUGACUUUUAUAAUACAUGAAGGAAAAUGAGUUUGAGGGGGCAAAAGUUGCAGAAAGCAUUGGAAAAGAGAAAUUUGAUCUUAUGCAAAUCUUUUAUUGUGUGGGAAACAUUUUGAUGAGUGUGUGGGUAUGAUGUGUGUGUGAGUCAGUAAUAAGUGGCAAGUGUUGAAAAAAGUGGGCACUAUAUUAGUGUGUCUCAUAGGUACUGGCUGAUUAGUAUGGCAAAGUAGCUCUUAUUCUCAUUCUUCCUUAACAAUACAAGUGGUCAGUGAAAUUUAGUGUCUAUUCAGAAGUGACUGAUUAAUCAAUAAAUGGACAAAAGAUAAAACAUUGACCAAAGUUAUGAAAUAUUUUGUGAAGAUUUUUCUCUUUUUCAUAAUAGAUGUUGUUGGAUAUAUAUUCAAAAAUGUUCAAGUCUGGUGAUACUUCAGCAGUCCAAAAGGCUUAAGAUGUAGGCCAUAGUUGUGAUGUUUUUUUCCUAACUUAGUUUUAGCUAUGCAUAUAUCAGGCACUUUAAUUGAAAAGGGUAGUUCUUCUUAUAACAGCCACUGAGUUAUCACUCUCAUGAUCUGUAGAACAGCUGCAUGUAUUUACAUAUAUAUCACAUAGCAGAAUUUAGAUAUAUAUAUUUAAAAUAAAUUAAAUAUAUAUUUAAAUCAUGCUUUAUUUGUCCCACCACAAUGCCACUUUCAGAAAAUAAGUAUGACUUUACUCUGUAUGUACUCUUAAAUAAAGGCUAUUUC